Messenger RNA from Amaranthus tricolor (Joseph's coat), 834 nucleotides. RefSeq lists its product as uncharacterized. The transcript is spliced from 2 exons. The coding region runs from base 1 to 834 and encodes 277 amino acids. The record is from RefSeq and is a predicted model, not a curated record. Lineage: Eukaryota; Viridiplantae; Streptophyta; Magnoliopsida; Caryophyllales; Amaranthaceae.
AUGGCACAGAUAGCGCAUCAAUUAAGCAAUCUUUCCAAACCCGGUGGACAGUUGCCAAGCAACAUCGAGAAAAACCCCUCCGGGCAUGUAAAUGCAGUCACACUAAGAAGCGGUACCACCUAUAAUCCUCCACCCAUGGUUGUUGUUGAGAAUGAAGAAGAAGAGGUGGUAAUAGAGGAAGAAGCACCCAAUGAGGGGGAAAUGGAGGAACAACCAGAACCUGCCCCAGAGAAGAGAAAGGAGGAGAUUAAUGUUAUCAAGGAGAUGCCUUCUUAUGCAAAAUUUCUGAAGGAGGUAUUAUCUAACAAAAGGAAGCUGUUGGAAAUAGGCGUAGAAACACUAAGAGGAGAAUGCAACGCUAUCUUAGAGUGCAAGGUGUCGAAAAAAGAAGCUGACCCCGGGUGUUUCACCAUUCCAGUCAACUUUGGUGAAGAUUUGGUCAAUAAAACACUUGCUGAUUUGGGAGCUACUGUGAGUAUCAUGCCUACUGUCUUUAUGCAAAAGCAUCAAUGCGGAUUCAAGCCAACAAGGAUGUCUUUACAGCUAGCCGAUAGAUCAGUAAGGUUUCCAGUUGGAGUUGUUGAAGAUUUUCCAGUUCAAAUAGGGAAGUUCUAUGUCCCUUGUGAUUUUGUGAUAAUGGAUAUUGUUGAAGAUCAUGUCAUACCUAUCAUUCUUGGGAGAGAUUAUUUGAAGACUGCACGAGCUGUUUUUGAUGUAUUCAAUGGCAAGCUUACAUUGAACAUCUUGGGGGAGGACGUUGAGUUUCAUCUUCCAUCAAGGAUGAAAGGACCCGCUGAUGAAUCACUAUGCAGAGCAGAAAGUGGCAAGGGUUGA